AUGGAUCCCCGGGGCAACCCGUACAGGACUCCGUCGCCUGGCCACCCGCUUCAGCAGGGAUACCAGCUCGACGACAAUCCGUACGGCCACCACCCUCAGAAUCCUCAGAUGCCCAAUAUUGGCCGACUGGCCAGUCCGAGUGACCAGCUACACAUCAACCCCGCGCACCCGUCGGACUACGCAAUAAACCCAGAAGCCCAUCACGAUGCCUACUAUAACGCUCCGUAUGAGCCGCAUCCCCACGACCCUCAAGGCUACGACCAGCCGGGUUACGACCAGCCUGGCUACGACCAACCGGGCUAUGACCAGCAAAACUACGAUUAUGACGACCAGCGGCCGAUGCUCUCUCACCAGAACACCGAUCUGCCCCUCAACCAAGUGGAAGAGACUCGGCCUGUCACGCCGACUGGUGGCAUCAAGAGGUGGAAGACGGUGAAGCAGGUGCUCCUGUACCGCGGUAACCUGGUGCUCGAUUGUCCGGUGCCACCCGUUCUGCUGCGCGAAAACCCCCACGGCGAACGUGAUGAGUUCACGCACAUGCGAUACUCGGCCGCGACCUGUGACCCCAAGGACUUUUACGAUGAAAACUUCACCCUGCGCCAGAAGCUCUUCAGCAAGCCGCGCCACACCGAGCUCUUCAUCGUCGUCACCAUGUAUAACGAGGACGACGUUCUGUUUGCGCGAACCAUGGUUGGUGUUUUCAAGAACAUUGAAUACAUGUGUAACCGCCCCAACAGCAAGACGUGGGGUAAGGAUGCCUGGAAAAAGAUUGUCGUCUGCAUCGUCAGCGACGGUCGUGCCAAGAUCAACCCCCGAACAAGGGCCGUGUUGGCUGGUCUUGGAGUCUAUCAGGAGGGCAUCGCCAAGCAGCAAGUCAACGGAAAAGACGUGACUGCCCACAUUUACGAGUACACUACCCAGACUCACUUGCAGCUGAACAAGGACGUCGUCUCACUCGUCCACCGCCGACAGCCCGUGCAGCUGCUUUUCUGCCUCAAAGAGAAGAACGCCAAGAAGAUCAACUCUCACAGAUGGUUCUUCCAGGCGUUUGGCCGUGUCUUGGACCCCAACAUUUGCGUCCUCAUUGACGCUGGUACGAGGCCUGGUGGUAGCUCCAUCUACCAUCUCUGGAAGGCGUUUGACCUGGAGCCCAUGUGCGGAGGCGCUUGUGGUGAGAUCAAGGCCAUGCUGGGCACGGGCGGCAAGAAUUUGAUCAACCCCCUCGUUGCCACGCAGAACUUUGAGUACAAGAUGAGCAACAUUCUCGACAAGCCCCUGGAAUCAGCCUUUGGCUUCAUUUCCGUGUUGCCCGGUGCUUUCUCAGCCUAUCGAUAUGUCGCUCUGCAAAACGACAAGAACGGCCAGGGCCCCCUUGAAAAGUACUUCUUAGGCGAGACUCUGCACGGUGGUGGCAAGGCCGGUCUCUUCGAGUCCAACAUGUACCUGGCCGAAGAUCGUAUCCUCUGCUUCGAGCUCGUCACCAAGCGGAACUGCCACUGGAUCCUGCAGUACGUCAAGUCUGCCACCGGAGAGACGGACGUGCCCGACACGGUGACGGAGCUGGUUCUCCAGCGUCGUCGUUGGCUCAACGGAUCCUUCUUUGCCGCCAUCUACGCCAUUGCUCACUUCCACGACUUCUUCCGCUCCGACCAUUCCUUCUUCCGAAAGAUGGCCUUCUUCAUCGAGUUUGUGUUCAACACCGUCAACAUGAUUUUCGCGUGGUUUGCCAUUGGCAACUUCUUUUUGGUUUUCAAGAUUCUGACGACGAGUCUGGGCUCGGAUACUCUUUUGGGCAAAACCGGUGAGAUCUUGGGCGUUGUCUUCGAAUGGCUCUACGGCGUCAUCCUCAUCACCUGCUUUGUCUUGUCCUUGGGCAAUCGGCCGGCGGGUUCCGGCAAGCUGUACUCGGCCAUGGUCUGGUUCUGGGCAAUCAUCAUGAUUUACCUGAUGUUUGCCGCCAUUUUCAUCGCAGUCAAGGCCAUCAUCGCAGAUCUCAACGACGGCGACGGAUUCAACAUUAGCCAGCUGUUCAAGAACCAGGUCUUUUACACGCUCAUCGUGUCCGUCAUGUCGACGUAUGGCAUCUGGCUCAUUGCAUCCCUCCUCAUGUUUGACCCGUGGCACAUGAUUACGUCCUUUAUCCAGUACAUGCUCCUGACGCCUACGUUCACCAACGUUCUCAACGUCUACGCCUUUUGCAACACCCACGACGUGUCCUGGGGUACCAAGGGCGACGACAAGGUGGAGAAGCUGCCGUCCGUCAACACCAAGGAUGGCCAGGGCAAAACCGAUCUUCCCGACGAGGGCGACUUGAACGCGCAGUACCAGCGAGAGGUUGCGCUGUUCAGCGUCAAGUACAAGGAGGUGAAGAGGGAUCCGACGCCGGCGGAGCUGCAGGAGAAGCAGAUGGACUACUACCGAGGUGUGCGUACCGGUGUCGUGCUCAUCUGGAUGAUUACCAACUUUGCCCUUGCCGCCGUGGUCUUGAGUUCGGCCGGUCUUGAAAGAAUCACGCCGGGUGACCCGCAGGACCAGGAGGCGCAGCAGACGGAGCGGUCCAAUAUUUACAUGGCGGUCGUCCUGUGGAGUGUUGCCGCUCUCAGUAGCUUCAAGUUCUUGGGAGCCAUGUGGUUCCUCAUUGUCAGAAUGUUCAGGGGUGUUUGA
This is a messenger RNA of Trichoderma citrinoviride, 2664 nucleotides long. RefSeq names its product glycosyltransferase family 2 protein. The transcript has 3 exons. NCBI's taxonomy places the organism in Eukaryota, Fungi, Ascomycota, Sordariomycetes, Hypocreales, Hypocreaceae. The coding region runs from base 1 to 2664 and encodes 887 amino acids. Gene Ontology annotation, molecular function: chitin synthase activity. Gene Ontology annotation, cellular component: cell periphery; cell septum. The record is from RefSeq and is a predicted model, not a curated record.